AUGAGGAUUGUUCAAUAUAUUAUGAUAAGUUCAUUAUUUAUAAUACAUGUACUUAUAUAUCCUAGUAUGUGUACAUUUUAUCCUAUGGAUGCAUGUACGUAUAAUAUAAUUAAGCAUAGUAUACAGUCAUCUGUAGACUUAAAAUAUGAAUUGUGCUUGGAUAGGAUAGAAGAAGUAAUAGAAGAUAUAAAUAGUUUUAAUAGUAUAAAUAAUUAUAUAAAAACGAAUAUUACCAUAUUAGGAAAUAACCGGUAUUUAUUAUUCCGUAAUAGGAAAACAGCAAAAAUAAUUAUCAAAAAUAAUUUAUAUAAUAUUUUAUUAUCAGUUGAAUGCUUAUCUGAAGACAUUUCACAAGACACGGGUCCAUACAGAGCACAUGGACACGGGGACAGUACACGGUUUAAUACUCCCUUGGUGAGAGUGCAUGGGUUUAUAGGGAUUAACCCAAUUUCAAAAAAAAAUAUGUAUAAAAUUAUAAAAAUAACGGAUUUGUUUCCUAAUAAGGAAAUAAUUAAUAGAUAUUCAGUACUAACAUUACCAGAUAUAGAAGCUAAAAUUUUCUUAUCAAUAGAUAAUAUAACUGAAUUUUCUGUAUGUAUAAAUACACUUAAAAGGUCUAUGGUGUAUAUUUGUACUAAAUACACAGAAGAAGAUAAAAUAUCCGUUAUAAAAUCGUAUUAUAAUAUAAUAAAAACUUUUAACAGUUAUAGAAUGCUUGAAGCCCUGAAUAUUAAAAAAAUAAAGGACUUAUGGACAUGUACAAAUAUAGCAGAGAAAGAAAUGAAAAAAUUUAUUAAAUUAAAUCCAGAUAGUAAAAAUUUUGAAAAAACAAAAUUUAUAUUAAAAAAUUUAGAAAUAUUUCAGUUAGAUAUACAAAUAAUGUCAACAGCGAAUAUUAUAGCAAUAAAUACAUGUGAUGCAAUUAAAAAUACAAUAGACCAGAUAAAAAUAGAAGUAAAUGCACUUGACCUGGUAAUUUCUAAGGAAUUUCAGGUAAUUAUGAAUAUAACCGUUAAAUUAAAUAAUUAUACAACAAAUUUGAUAAAAAACUGGAAUAUAUACUGCUUUGAUUCAAAAGUUCUGUAUAAUAUAGAAAUUAGCCUAAAUACCACGAUAAAUGCGUAUUUUACUCUGAUACAGAAGUAUGAUGCACUAUUUAUAGACAAAUUUAACGAAUUAAAGAAGAAAAUAUUUAAAUUAAAGGAAGAACAGAACAUAAAAGAGAAUUCUUUGCUUGUCUCUAGACAUAUUUCAUAUUUACAGUGUAUUUUAGACUAUUUAUCAGUAUGUAAAAAAAAAAGUUCGUUAUUUUUAAAUGAAAUUGAAAAAAAAUUAAUUAAUUAA
This is a messenger RNA of Nematocida parisii ERTm1, 1344 nucleotides long. RefSeq lists its product as uncharacterized. Bases 1 to 1344 code for a protein of 447 amino acids. The record is from RefSeq and is a predicted model, not a curated record. The transcript has a single exon. NCBI's taxonomy places the organism in Eukaryota, Fungi, Microsporidia.